AUGUUGCACCGAUGCGCUGGAUUUUUGGGGUAUGCUCAUAUCCGAUACGGCACCGAUACAGCAUCGAUACGUAUCCAAUACGCCAUGUGGCGUAUCGUAGACUUUUCUAGGAUGUUGACUUUACGAUAUGGCUCUGAUGCUCCAUUGAUACGGUCACGAUACGCUAGCGAUACUAUCCCGAUACGUCAAUAG
Molecule: messenger RNA, 192 nt
Organism: Prunus armeniaca (apricot)
Lineage: Eukaryota; Viridiplantae; Streptophyta; Magnoliopsida; Rosales; Rosaceae
Source: the annotation of a GenBank genome assembly